AUGGCAAAAGAAGGGGGUAUCAGUGCCAGGACCACCCUUUGGUAUUUGGUGUUUGUCGGCUUUGCGGUCAACUACAUGAUCCGGAUAAACACCAAUAUCACGAUCGUCGCGAUGAUAAAACAGUCCGAAACGGAGUUCGUUGGCAACACAAAGGUAGACUAUGCCUGCUACGUUACGCUGAACGACUCCGAAAAAUCGGAAGACACCUCCACCUUAAACCAGGGACUUAGUUUGUUGCGAUCGCGUGAGAGUAAGAUCAUAUCGCCGGAGCAAUUGCUGCUGAUGUUUCUGAAGCUCGAUCCCCAGAGGGAAGGUUUCGACUGGAACGACUAUCAGCAGGGCCUUGUACUCGGUGCGUUCUACUGGCUACAUUGGAUCACGCAAAUACCAGGAGGAAUACUGGCCCGUCGGUACGGGACGAAACUCGUGUUUGGGGCAAGCAAUGUGAUCGGAUGCUGGUUGUGCUUCCUGAUGCCCAUCGCCUCCUACUGGGACUAUCGGGUACUGGUGAUCCUGCGUGUCCUACAAGGUUUGAUAUGUGGUUUGGCAUGGCCAGCUAUGCACCACAUGGCGGGACAGUGGAUUCCCCCCAACGAACGCAGCAAGUUCGUUACGGCAUACCUGGGUAGCUCGAUCGGAGUCGCACUCAACUUCCCACUGUUCGGGUACAUCAUCUCUUGGUCGUCCUGGGAGUAUGUGUAUCAUUUUUGCGGCGUGUUUGGCACCGUAUGGUACGUGGCCUGGCUGUAUCUGGUGUACGAUUCACCGGCCGAACACCCGCGUAUCCAUCCCAACGAGCGCAAGUUCAUCGAAAGUUCGCUCGGCAUCAGUGACCACUCGGCAAACCAUCAGCAGCAGAACUCGCGCGAUGAACGCACACCCUGGAAGGCGAUUCUGCUCUCGAAACCGAUGUGGAUCACCGUCAUUGCCCAGUGGGGAGGCAUAUGGGGACUGUUUACGCUCAUGACGCAGGCCCCAACGUACUUCAACAACGUGCACGGUUGGAACAUCGAGAUGACCGGACUCCUGUCGGGCAUUCCGCACCUCUGUCGGAUGCUGUUCGCGUACUGUUUCUCACUCCUCGGCGAUCGGUUGCUGAAGCGUGAACUUAUGUCCCGGACAGGAGUGCGCAAGAUGGGCGGUACGAUGUGCUGUGUCGUGAAUGGGUUGUUUGUCUUCGCCCUGGCCUACAGUGGAUGUAACUCCCUGAUGGCAAUCAUCUUCCUAACGCUCGCUACCGCAGUGCACGGGGCCGUUUCGACUGGUCCGCUCGCAAGCUUAGUCGACAUGAGUCCCCGAUACGCGGGAAUCCUGCUCGGUGUAAGUGGGAUGAUCACCGUCAUCCCAGGAUUCAUCUCACCGAUCAUCGUGGGAAUGUUGGGCAAUCACACCGUUGAGCAAUGGCGCAUCAUCUUUCUCAUCUCCUCCGCCAUGCUGAUUGUAUGCGGGCUACUCUACAUGGUGUUCGCUGAUUCCACACUACAACCCUGGAACUCCUACGACGAUACUGCCGACGCCGAUUUUGACGAAUUAGAAGGACUUAAGGAGGCCACCGGGAACCCCGAGGGUCCGAAAGAUCCCGCGUACCGGAUGUAUCUUGAUGUCCCACAGGAUAGCAAUGGGAAACACGAAGAAGCCGGACAUCCUCGGGCUGAGAGGCUAAGCUCGGUCUGAAGACAGUAUUAGUGAAUCUGAACCACAUAAUUGU
Anopheles coustani is the source of this 1708-nucleotide messenger RNA. It is a transcript of the gene NaPi-T, whose product is annotated as sialin. Gene Ontology annotation, cellular component: plasma membrane. The transcript is spliced from 4 exons. Bases 1 to 1674 code for a protein of 557 amino acids. The record is from RefSeq and is a predicted model, not a curated record. NCBI's taxonomy places the organism in Eukaryota, Metazoa, Arthropoda, Insecta, Diptera, Culicidae. Gene Ontology annotation, molecular function: transmembrane transporter activity. Gene Ontology annotation, biological process: monoatomic anion transport; transmembrane transport.